Messenger RNA from Vollenhovia emeryi, 2106 nucleotides. RefSeq names its product serine/threonine-protein kinase RIO1 (gene RIOK1). NCBI's taxonomy places the organism in Eukaryota, Metazoa, Arthropoda, Insecta, Hymenoptera, Formicidae. The coding region runs from base 222 to 1907 and encodes 561 amino acids. The transcript has 5 exons. Gene Ontology annotation, cellular component: preribosome, small subunit precursor; cytosol. Gene Ontology annotation, molecular function: ATP binding; protein serine/threonine kinase activity. Gene Ontology annotation, biological process: maturation of SSU-rRNA. The record is from RefSeq and is a predicted model, not a curated record.
GCAGACACAACUGUUGAGUGAGCGCUCAGUAUAAUUGGUUAAUACUUUUAGAUCCAGCCAAUAAAUAUUUAGGACUCUCUGGAGUCUCUAGUGUCACUGCCUUGACGAACUCCGAAGGAGGAAGACGCUCGUCGCGCGUAGAACAGCGCGAUUGCCUCAAUAGCACGUGUCGUGACGAGACAUUGUGCAAUUCGCGGACCAACUUAUCGAGGGAUCCGGUCAUGUCUGCGGGAUUCGUGGAGGGUCAAUUCAGUGACGCCGAGGAGGGCGAACAGCCCCCGGAGCAGAACACGUUCAAGGGAACGCCGUUGUUCGACGCGAAUAUGAAGAAGCCGCCUGAAAAAGAAAUGGCUAGACUGAACAUCACGGGCAACGAAGAUAACGACGAAGACAGCGACGGCGAUGACGUUACGGUGAAUCGUUACUGUUGCAACUACGAUUUGGACGAGAGGAAGAAUGCCGUCGUAAAGACCAACUUGCAGCGACCCAACACCCAGAACGUGUCUACGAAGCUAACGAAUUAUCAGCCCAAGUGCAAGCUGCUGUCCCGUUACGCGAACAAGAUUAAUUUGGAGAAACACGCGGGCCCGUCGUUGCCAGACAACGUGGCCAACGUGCUGAUCGAGAGCGACAAGAAGAUGGACAAAAAUCGCGCGAGGACGAAAGACAAGAGCGAUCACGCGACGAUCGAGAACGUACUGGAUUCGCGCAUUAGGUACAACCUGUACGAUAUGUUCGCGCAGGGCGUGCUGAAGGAGCUACAAGGCUGUAUCUCGACCGGGAAGGAGGCCAACGUUUAUUACGGCAGGUCGCCGGAGGGAGACGAGGUCGCCAUCAAGAUAUAUCGAACGUCCGUCCUGGCGUUUAAGAAUCGGGACAAGUACAUCAAGGGCGAUUACCGCUUCAAACAUGUGCACUCGCUGCACAAUCCGCGCAAGAUGGUGAAGCUCUGGGCGAAGAAGGAGUUCGACAAUUUGAAUCGCUUGAUGGAGGGCGACGUGCGUGCGCCGCGGCCGAUCAAAAGCAACGAUCACAUAGUGGUGAUGGAGUUUCAGGGCUUGGACGGCUGGGCGGCGCCCAAGCUGAAGGACGUCGUGCUCACGGACGCCAAGUCUAGGACGUUGUACAGAGAGUGCAUCGAGAUUAUGUGGAAGAUGUACAACAGGUGCAAGCUCGUUCACGCCGACUUGAGCGAGUACAAUAUACUCUACCACAACGGAUCGAUCGUGGUCAUUGACGUGUCGCAGGCCGUGGACCGCGACCACGACGGUGCAAUGGAAUUCCUUCGAAAAGACUGUGAUAACAUUACAGUAUUUUUCAGAAAGCACAACGUGAACGUGAUGCCGCUUCAGUCGCUGUUUGACUUCAUAACGGAUCCGACGGUAAACGAGGAUAACAUGGACGAGUACUUGGACAUGCGGAUGCGGGAGACGGAGCAAGAGAAAGAUUCGCAGCAACAGCAGGUGGACGAGGCGGUGUUUAAGCAAGCGUACAUUCCUCAGAGAUUGACUCAGGUGGUCGAUGUGGAACGCGAUAUCAAUCUCGCGAAAUCCGGAAAGGAUUUGAUUUACAAGACACUGUUGGGCCUGAAGGCGGACUUGUCCAAGCCCGCGGAAAUACCGGAGAUCCUCGCGAACAAGGACAAGGACAGCAAAGGCGUGAAGGAGAAAUGCGACGCUCGCACCUCUUCCGAGGCCAGCGACGAUUCUGACAGCGGGAGCGAGACGGACAGCGAGGAUAACAAUAAAACUAAAUUCGUAAAUUCGGCUAGGCCCAGAAACGAGAGUCCCGAAAGUAGAAAGGCGCGCAAGAAGGCAGUCAAGGAACAGCAGGCGGAGAAGCGAAAAUCUAAGAUAAAAAAGCACGUGAAGAAACGCAAGAUAAAAGUGUCGAGAGGAGGGAAGUAGAUGCCCACGUGUAGGAAAGAGUAUAAGAAUAUUAUGCAUUGUACAUACAAUAUUGUACAAUAUUGUACAUUGGUAUUCAUUAGCAAUCGUUUAAGAUCUUUUAGCAUAUUUAAGAAAAAAAAGUACAAAAACCAAUAGGACAAGAUUAUUUAGAAGAGUGAAUAGAAUGCAAUUUGACAAAAUACAUGUAUCAAGUACU